UUGCAGAACAAAUUUUUUGUUGAUAUAUAGAUGACCAAUCUUCAGCUGAUACUCCAGUUUUGUGAGUUGAUUUUACUGCAGGAGAUUGUGUUGUUAUCGUUGCUGGAAGUUGUAUCCUUCUGAUGAUUCUGUCGAUUCUCCCAAUUUUAAGUGGGGGAUUUUUCUCUGCUAGUUUUUCUCGGCUUUUGUUUCUCGGUUUUUUAGUUCCCGGUUUUGUACUUCCCUCUCCAUUAUUAAAAAAAAAAUUUUUUUUUUUUUUUAGUCAAGUCCUUGUUUUUUUUUUAGAAUGGGCUUUUGCUAUUUUUUAG
This is a messenger RNA of Meloidogyne enterolobii, 308 nucleotides long. Lineage: Eukaryota; Metazoa; Nematoda; Chromadorea; Rhabditida; Meloidogynidae. The record is from the annotation of a GenBank genome assembly.